CAGGUGGCGAAACCAAUGGAGCGGCGCGGCGCCGCGGCGGGGGGGGCUGCUGGCCAAUGGCGACGCGGCGGGGCCCGCCCGGCAGCCAAUGGGCGGGCGCGCGGGGGGCGGCGCGGCUACAUGUUGCGGUGUCGCCAACGUGGGUCCGCGGCGAGCGGCGCUCGGGCCGGGCGGCAGCGGCGGCGACCCCGCGGGAGUGCACCGGGACCGGCCGGCGCCCGCCGAGCCCGAGCCGUGCGGCGCCCAGCAGGAGGAGCAGGAAGCGCUUCUUCCCGCGGCGGGGACGCGGACUCGACCCGCCCGGCAGCGCCCGGUGGAUGCCGGUGCCGUAGCGCCCCGCGGGGCCGGCGGCCGAGGCGAUGCUGCGGGCGGCGGAGCGGCGCUGAGCGCCCGCGGCGUGAGCGCUCCCGCCGCCUCCUCCGACCGCGGACGUUUCCCAGUGCCGGAUACAAAAUGGCGCUGCCGUCACGGGCGGCGGCGGCGCUGCUGCUGCUGGGGCUGCUGGGCUCGGCCGCCGCCGGGUGCCCCGCGGGCUGCGCCUGCGGCGGGGCCGCGCUGAGCUGCGGCGGGCUGGCGCUGCCCGCGCUGCCCCGGGACCUGCCCCGCUGGCCGCGGCACGUAAACCUGAGCUACAACAAGUUGACAGAGAUUGAUCCUUCUGCCUUUGCAGAGCUGUCGAACCUGCAGGAACUGCGACUGGACAACAACGAGCUGACUGCCAUCCCCUCCCUGGGAUCUGCUGCCUCCAGGCUCCUCUCCCUCCACCUGCAUCACAACAGGAUCCGCAGCAUUGAAGCCAGUCAACUGCAGCCCUACGUUACCCUGGAAACGUUGGACCUGAGUUUCAAUGACAUCACGGAAAUCCGAAACGGCUGCUUUCCACAGGGACUUCACAUAAAGGAGCUCUACCUGGGGAGCAACAGAAUCAGCACCCUGGAGCCUGGUGCUUUUGAUAGCCUGUCACGGUCCCUGCUAACACUUCGUCUGAGUAAAAACAGGAUCACUCAGCUUCCUGUCAAGGCCUUCAGGCUGCCCAGGCUAAUACAACUGGAGCUGAACCGAAAUCGCAUCCGCCUGAUUGAAGGCCUGACGUUCCAGGGACUGGACAGCUUGGAAGUCCUGAAACUCCAGCGCAACAACAUCAGCAAACUGACUGAUGGGGCUUUCUGGGGUCUGGCCAAAAUGCAAGUUCUCCACCUGGAAUAUAACAGCCUGACAGAAGUGAACAGUGGCUCUCUCUAUGGCCUUUCCUCUCUGCACCAGCUGCACCUCAGCAACAACUCCAUCUCCCGCAUCAACCCCGAUGGCUGGAGCUUCUGCCAGAAGCUGCAUGAGCUGAUACUCUCCUACAACAACCUAACAAGGCUGGACGAGGGAAGCCUGGCAGACCUCGGGGGACUGCACGUGCUACGGCUGAGCCACAAUUCCAUCAACCAUAUUGCAGAAGGUGCUUUCAGGGGACUCAAAAACCUCCGUGUCCUGGAACUGGACCACAACGACAUCUCGGGCACAAUAGAAGAUACCAAUGGAGCCUUCACAGGCCUGGAAAACCUGAGCAAGCUAACUCUGUUUGGAAACAAGAUCAAGUCUGUGGCCAAGAAAGCGUUCUCAGGGUUGGAGGCUCUGGAGCACCUGAACCUCGGGGACAACGCCAUCCGCUCCAUCCAAGCCGACGCCUUUGCCAGGAUGAAGAGCCUGCGGCAGCUCCACAUUAACAGCGACAGCUUCCUCUGUGACUGCCAGCUGAAGUGGCUGCCCCAGUGGUUAGUGGAGAAGGAGCUGCAGUCCUUUGUGGUGGCCACCUGUGCCCAUCCUGAGUCACUGAAAAGCAAGAGCAUUUUUGCCAUCCAGCCAGAGAGUUUUGUGUGUGACGACUUCCCCAAGCCGCAGAUCAUCAUCCAGCCCGAGACCACGGUGGCUGUCCUUGGCAAGGACAUCCGCUUCACCUGCCUGGCGGCCAGCAGCAGCAGCUCCCCCAUGGUGUUUGCCUGGAAGAAGGACAACGAGGUGCUGCACAACGCCGAGAUCGAGAACUUCGCGCACGUGCGGGCCAAGGACGGGGAGGUGAUGGAGUGCACCACCAUCCUGCACCUGCGGCACGUCACCUUCGCGCACGAGGGCCGCUACCAGUGCGUCAUCACCAACCACUUCGGCUCCACCUACUCCAACAAGGCCCGCCUCACCGUUAAUGUGCUGCCGUCCUUCAUCAAAACCCCCCACGACAUCACGAGCCGGACGGGGACGACGGCGCGGCUGGAGUGCGCGGCCGAGGGCCACCCCACGCCGCAGAUCGCGUGGCAGAAGGACGGCGGCACCGACUUCCCCGCGGCCCGCGAGCGCCGCAUGCACGUCAUGCCCGACGACGACGUCUUCUUCAUCACUGACGUCAAGGUGGAGGACAUGGGCGUCUACAGCUGCACGGCGCAGAACUCGGCGGGCUCCGUGCUCGCCAACGCCACCCUCACCGUGCUGGAGACCCCGUCUUUGCUCCAUCCCCUGGAAGACCACGUGGUGUCCGUCGGUGAGACCGUGGCUCUGCAGUGCAAAGCCACGGGGAGCCCCCCGCCCCGCAUCACCUGGCUGAAAGGUGACCAGCCCCUGGUGGUGACAGAGAGGCACCACUUCACCUCGGGCAACCAGCUGCUGAUCGUGAGGAACGCGGCGCCGGAGGACGCGGGCAAGUACACGUGCGAGAUGUCCAACACGCUGGGCACGGAGCGCGCGCACAGCCACGUCAGCGUGCUGCAGGCGCUGGGCUGCCGCAAGGACCGCACCACCGUGGGCAUCAUCACCAUCGCCGUGGUGUGCAGCAUCGUGCUCACCUCCCUGGUGUGGGUCUGCAUCAUCUACCAGACCAGGAAGAAGAGUGAGGAGUACAGCGUCACCAACACAGAUGAGACCAUUGUCCCUCCUGAUGUGCCAAGCUACUUGUCCUCCCAAGGGACCCUCUCGGAGCGCCAGGAAGUGGCCAUUGGAGUGGACACCCAGCAGCCCAAUGGGCACAUUGACAGCAACGGGUUGUGUCAGGCUGAUGCUGGAAGGUGUCCAGAUGUUGAAGCUCCUGCUGUAGGUUGUAGACAGCCCAAGCUGUGUAUCAGCUACAAUAAAGACACUUGGAAAACUGAGGACAUGGCCAAUGGAAUGCUUGUUCCAGAUAAGACAGGCUUCGGGCUGCCCGUGGUGUGCGCGGAGUGCAGCGACAGCACGGACAGCGUGCACGCCCACCUCUACCCCAGGGACUCGGAGAGCCUGAGGCCCGUGGAGAGCCCCCAGGCCAGUGCCCUGAGCAGCAAGGAGCGCCACAGGAAGAGGGGUGCAGGCACCAGCCUCCUGCAUGCUCAGCCCUGCAAUGGCAUUGCCAGUGGCAAGAGGGGGGACACGGACGGGACCCUCUACCCCAGCAACCACGACAGGAUAAGGCCGGAGGGCGCGGCCGGCGCGCUGCUCGCAGACACGCACGGCUCCUCACAAGCAGCAGCAAAGCCUUCAGAGCUUAACAACCUUAAUUUGGUGAGAGCUUCACCUGCAGGAGGGUCAUUAAAGCAACUGAACGUGCUUCCUGAAAUAUCCCCAGCACUACUGGAUCUGCAGAGGGAAGCAGAGGUGCAGCAGGCUCUCCUGCCCAGCAGCACCACAGCCCAGCCCCGCGACUCCGCUCACGAGCCCCAGCUACCCAGCAGGUCUCUGGACUGAGAGCACAGACUGACUGCCACCUGCAAAUUAACAAACACACUAUUACUUUUUUAAAUUUUUUUUUUUUUUGCACAGAGUAUAUAGGCUACUUACUUCUACCUCGAAUCUUGAACUGAUGGCCUGGCAAAGGCAACCAACUGAGGUAUGAGAAACAAGCUUGUAUGGGGAACAAACUCCUGUUCGAGCGUCAUCUGAUUGUACAUAAUUUAAAACUUCCCUGAGAAGUAUGAAGUGUUCAAAAGUCAACUUGCAUAUGAAGCACAUAAAUGCAAGGGAUUAUUGUGUAAAGAGAAAAGUAUUUGAUACAAUUGUACAUAAGAGUUUUCAUAUAUAAAUAUAUAUAUUAAAAAAUAUAUAUAUCUUUUACAGAGGCUAUUUUAAUCUUUAGUGCAUGGAGAACUGAGUGAAAUUUUACAAUUUUGGCAAUAUUGUUUUCAGUAUCAGGUUGCUGUUAAACUUUGUGAGAGAAAUAAUUCUGGUGCCUUAAAUGCAUAAACAGAACUUUGAAAAGCCAGACUGUUCCAAAGGGAUUGUCCUCUUUUCAGUGGAAGUUCCUUUACACCAUGAACACCAGGGCUGGGGCAAUCCCAGGUGCUGGCUGGGUGGAGAAGUGACCAGGAGCAGCCCUGUGGAGAAGGACUUGGGAGUGUUGGUGGAUCAGAGGCUGGACAUGCCCUGGGUGUGCUCACAGCCCAGGAACCCAACCGUGUCCUGGCCUGCAUCCAGAGCGUUGUGGGCAGCAGAGUCUCCUCCUCUGCUCCACUCAGGUGAGACCCCACCUGGGGUUCUGCACACAGUUCUGGUGCCCUCAGUAUAAGGAGGACUGGAGUAAUGAGACAAGGAGUAAUGAAUUCAAACUGAAAAAGGGGAAAUUUAGGUUAGAUACAGAAGAAAUUGAAAUUCUUCCCCGUGAGGGUGGUGAGACCCUGGUACAGGUUGCCACAGAAGCUGCAGGUGUCCCACCCCUGUGUUCAGGGUUCAGGUGUUCAGGCUGGAUGGACCUCUGAACAACCUGGACUAAUGAAAGGUCUCUGUGCCCAUGGUAGGGGAUUGGAACAAGAUCAUCUUUAAGGUCAGGACAGGCUGGAUAGAUGGGCUAAAUCCAACAACAUGAAGUUUAACAAAUCCAAGUGCUGUGUCCUGCACUUUGGCCACAACAACCCCCUGCAGCACUACAGGCUGGGGACAGUGCCCAGGCAGGACGGGACCUGGAAUUUAGGAAGGACAUUGAGUGCUGUGUCCAGCUGUGUCCCCUCAGUUUAGGAAGGACAUUGAGUGCUGUGUCCAGCUGUGUCCCCUCAGUUUAGGAAGGACAUUGAGGCGCUUGAGCGUGUCCAGAGGAGGCAGCGAGGCUGGAGAGGGGCUUGGAGCACAAACCCUGUGAGGAAGGGCUGAGGGAGCUGGGGGUGUUCAGCCUGGAGAAAAGGAGACUCAGGGGUGACCUUAUCAAUCUCUACAACCUCCUGAAAGGUGGCUGUGGUCAGGUGGGGUCAGGCUCUUCUUCCAGGCAACCACUGACAGGACAAGAGGACACAGCCUUAAGCUGUGCCAGGGGAAGUUAAGGCUGGACAUUAGGAAACAAUUCUUCACAGAAAGUGAUUGGGCAAUGGAAUUGUCUGCCCAGGGAGGUUGGUGGAGUCACCAUCCCUGGAUGUGUUUAAAAGAAGACUUAGCCAUGGUUUAGAUGGUAAGGUGGUGUUAGGUCAUAGGUUGGACUUGAUCAUCUCAAAGGUCUCUUCUAACCUAGUUAAUCCUGUGAUUCUGUCCCUUCCAACCCAAGACAUUCUGUGAUUCAAUUGGGUUACUUAGCACAAAUUUCCUCCCCCUUGGAAAUUUAUUGUACUUAACAUAUUUAAUAGCAGAGAUCUUCAACUGUGUCAAAUGAAAUUUAUAAAGAAAAAAAGCAGUGAGCAAUUACAUAGCAACCUGAUAUUUUCCUGUUGGUGGAAGAACUUAAAUUCCAUUAUUUUUCAAUCUUUAUGAAAGUUAGUAUUUGAACUGUGACUGUGUGAGACUUCAGAGUGGACCACACAGGAGGCACUAAAUAACUCUUCAACAGUGCAGAGCCCCAAAACAACCAGAGGAAAAAGCUGUUUUGACUGGGAAGGAGUUGUUACCAAAAUAAAUAACUUGUGCAGUAAACCAGGGGUGGUCUCAUAACAGUGCACCUCUCAAACACAUCAUCACAGGAGGUGUUCCCUGCCGUGUGUCUGGCACAGCACUGAGCACCACAGGCCCUUUCCCUCCCAGAGGGACCCAGCUCUACCUGUCUGAGGUGUGUGCAGUGAUCCAGCCUUGCUCUGCUUAGAAUAAAUAACCUGUGCCAGUAUAAUGCAUUUUCACACCCAAAAAACACAUCUGUUCCAGGGGGGGUUGAAACCAUGGAGCUGUUUUGACAACAAAACUAAACUACACUCCUAAGGGGACAGCUGUAUCACUAAUUCAUCCAAUACUUUUGGGUUUUUUUUUUUCCCUGCAACACAAUAUUACUCUUUGUAGUUGAACAACCAGACUCUCUAUAUGAAAAUAUCACCUUCAAGUGAGUUAUGCUGCCUUGUGUAGCAAUUCUGGCUUAGUUAGAAAUACACUUGUCUUAUAAAGAAAACUGUGGAUUCAUGGUUGAAUAGACUUUUAAAUGGAAACAUCCGGAAUGUUUUUAUGUGGUCUUUUAAGUUCUCCAUUAUUGGGGGGGGUAUAAAGCAAUGCCCCCCUCAGUCAAACAGAUCUUUGUCACUUCUGACUUCACAAUGAUGCAUUUUAUUUAUAGAAGGUUUGCUUUCUGCUGGUGUUUGAUGGUACCUGUGGAUGGAGGACUCCCAGUUCUUUGUGAUUUGAGUUCUGCUAACAUGUGGUUGCUGACUCUGGUGGUGACUACUUUGGGGCACAUUUAUCAUGGGAGGGAGGGGGGAGUGGUUGUUUUUUCCCUUAGGAGAAACUCAAAUACCAGUUCUACUGAGGCCGAGUGUGGGGAUCCACCUUUGCCAGGGCUGUGUCACAACAAGCAGCAGAGAAAAGGGCAGGAACACUUCAUGUUCACUUUAGAUCCAUCUCUGAGGGCCCUGCCCCAGUGCUGCUGCACCUGUGGGGUUUCAGCGAUGGCUGCAGGCUGCCCUUGGCUUCAGUAGGAGCUGGUCCUACCCAGCCUGAGCUUGAGGAGCCACAGCUCCUGUAAGGGAGGAGCUGAGGGUCAGGGAGAGCAGCAGCUGCCCCUGGGUGAAGCCAGGCAUAAUUCAGCCCUACCUGUCUGUCCCAGCCCUGACCAUGACACGUUUGCACUUUGAGACAGGUGGUGAAUUAUGUCAAGUGCCAAGUUUAUUCCAAGCAAAGGAAAUGGAGAUUAGAAAAUUAUAAACCGAGCACAGUUUUCCCUUCACUGAAGGGAAAAGUGCUCCAGAACCAACUUGUGGAACCAGGGACAGGGGGAAGAUGGGAAUGAUUCAUUUUGCUGGCAGAAAUGUCAUCACCAGGGCGGAUACAAAGCAUAUUUGCCAUGUUAACAUUGAAAAUAAUGUUUCUGAAUAAAGUUAACUGCCUAAUGUUAUGACUUCCACUAAAUAUGUGAAUUUGCUGCUUCUAAGAGGCAAUGUGAAAGAGGAAGUAUUACUUUUGUGUACAAAAUUAUUUAUUUAUUAGAAAAUUUGGUACAAUGUUGUACAUUGAAAAACAUGUAAGAUAUUGAAGUGUCUAACAAAUGGCAUUGAAGUGUCUUUAAUAAAGGUUUCAUUUAUAAUAUUAUGGCUGAUUUGUUGAGAGUGAGCUUUUGGGAGUUUCAGUUGAAAAUUAAAUAAAAUUCUAAUCCAUUGCUAA
This is a messenger RNA of Prinia subflava (tawny-flanked prinia), 7500 nucleotides long. RefSeq names its product leucine rich repeats and immunoglobulin like domains 1 (gene LRIG1). The transcript is spliced from 19 exons. Gene Ontology annotation, molecular function: protein binding. Lineage: Eukaryota; Metazoa; Chordata; Aves; Passeriformes; Cisticolidae. Bases 16 to 3693 code for a protein of 1225 amino acids. The record is from RefSeq and is a predicted model, not a curated record.